AUGUCACAACGACUAAUGGGGCUGCCCACGCAGCUGCAGCAAUUCAUUGCGCGCCCAUUAUCAUCAUCGCCACUACUUUUCCUGGCGCCCCAAUUCCAGCAGGCCCGCAAUGCCUCCGUCCUCUCUUCGCUCUCUGACAAUCCCUCCGCGUACAACAAGCGUAUCCGACGUGGUCGUGGUCCUGCCUCUGGCAAGGGUAAAACCUCCGGUCGUGGUCAUAAGGGUCAGAAGCAGCAUGGAAAAGUUCCAGCGCGCUUCAAUGGUGGUCAGACUCUCGAUAUUGUCGUUAAUGGUGAACGGGGAGGAACCACUAUGUACGCAAACCAUUUCAUUUUUCUUUACGCUUUCCCAAACCCAAGCCCAAGCCAGCACUAUAUUUUCCUUCCUUUACGCUUCCUUUCCCUCCCUCAAGCGAAAAUCUCGAUAUUCAUUUUAACCCAAAUCAAAAACAAUCUAACAAUCCCUCCCAGCUUCGGCCUCGACAUGGCUCCAGUAAACCUCUCCCGCAUCCAAGAAUGGAUCGACCAAGGCCGCAUCGACCCAACCCGCCCUAUCACAGUCCGCGAACUCGCCCAAUCCCGCUGCAUUCACCAAUACAAAGACGGCGUAAAGGUUCUCGGCGACGGCUCCUCAGUCCUAAAACAACCAAUUCACCUCGUCGUCUCCCGCGCAAGCGGCACAGCAAUUUCAGCCAUCGAAGCAGCAGGCGGCACAGUCGCUACCCGCUUCUACACCCGCAGCGCAAUCAGACACAUUAUGGCUAACGAAUCUCACCCCUUCAUCUCCUUGCAAUGGAAUGCAGAGAGUGGCUCCAAGGCUCUGCUCCAGGCUGAGGCUAAGGGUGCUCAGCAGGCCUCUGAAGCUGAAGCUGGGCCUGAAGCUGGAGCUGUUGUCGACGAACAGGCUGUUAUGAAGGCCAAGGGGUAUGCUUAUCGGUUGCCGGAUCCGGCGAGACGUCGUGACAUUGAGUAUUAUCGUGAUCCUGCGCAUCGGGGAUAUCUGGCUCAUUUGCUUAAGCCAGCUGAGGGACCUAGUUUGUUCUUUAGAUCGCCUGAAGAGCGUAAGUCGGCGGCUGGUGUUAAGAAGGAGAAGGUUCUGCCUGUGAAUAGACUUUGGUAG
Molecule: messenger RNA, 1119 nt
Organism: Penicillium angulare
Lineage: Eukaryota; Fungi; Ascomycota; Eurotiomycetes; Eurotiales; Aspergillaceae
Product: mitochondrial 54S ribosomal protein uL15m
Exons: 1
Coding region: 1-1119 (372 amino acids)
Biological process (GO): translation
Cellular component (GO): mitochondrial large ribosomal subunit
Molecular function (GO): structural constituent of ribosome
Source: RefSeq, a predicted model, not a curated record